UAACAGUGAAAGAGAAAUGUCAAAUUAAAAAAAAUUAAUUUUUCUUAAUUCAGUCUGAUCAUUUGUUUAUCUUCUAUCUUUAGUAAAUAUAUUAUAAAAAUAUACGCAAUUUUCGGGAGAUGGAGCAAUCAGUAGCCAGUAAAAAUAAAACUGGAGCUAGUACACUGUCUCCAAUAACCACGAACCAAUCAACUAUCGGAAUGGAGUCUGCGACUGAAGUAGUUAGGGAAAGUUGUAACAAAUUUCCGUCAUCGAAGUGGGUGAAGCUGAAUGUUGGUGGAAAAAUUUAUGUGACCACCUUAUGUACGUUGGUUAGUAAAGAGCCCGAUAGUAUGUUGGCGCGCAUGUUUUCGCAGGAUGGAAUGUUGCCUAGUGAACAAGACGAACAAGGUGCUUAUCUCAUAGAUCGCAGUGCGCACUAUUUUGAGCCAAUUCUAAAUUACUUGCGGCAUGGGCAACUGAUUGUGGACGCUCAUGUUAGCCUUGAAGGUGUAUUGGAAGAAGCGAGGUUUUUUGGAAUUUAUUCGCUUAUAAGUCAACUUGAACCCCAACUUGCACAAAUCAAUCGACCCAUAGACGAUAUGCCACUCACACGACGGGAUGUUAUUAAAGCAUUGAUUCAAACACCCCAUGCUAGUGAGUUGCGAUUUCAGGGCGUUAACCUGGCAGGUGCUGAUUUACGAAAGCUUGAUUUCCGUAAUAUUAAUUUUAAGUAUGCAUGUAUGCAACGGUGUAAUUUAUCACAUGCUAAUCUGACGUAUUGCUGUCUCGAACGCACCGACUUGGCCUAUGCGAAUUUGGAGUGUUCGCAACUCGUUUCAGUAAAGGGAUUGUGCGCUAAUAUGGAGGGCGCCAACUUACGCGGAUGUAACUUUGAGGAUCCGACUGGGGUCCGUACUAAUCUUGAAGGUGUCAAUCUUAAAGGUGCUUGCUUAGAAAGUAGCAACAUGGCAGGAAUAAAUCUACGUGUUGCCAAUUUAAAGGAUGCAAACAUGAAGAAUUGCAAUUUGCGUUCCGCUGUACUUGCAGGAGCCGAUUUGGAACGUUGUAAUUUAUCUGGCAGUGAUUUACAGGAAGCAAAUUUGCGUGGUGCCAAUUUGAAAGACGCUGAACUCACCCUUAUGGUGACACCAUUACACAUGGCUCAAGCCAUACGAUGAGGUGUGGCUACAUUAAAUGUUACCAUCCCACACCUUAAUUUUCCUGUGAUUUGAUACACUAUCUAUUUCUUGCUUGCGCUUAAUUUUCGGGAUUUAAUUGAAAUAAUAUUUUCAACACUGCAGAGCCAAGCAGAAAACAUUAUAGUGAUAGUCUGUAGAAACUAUUUACAUAAAAAUUAAUAUUAGAAAUUAAGAAAUUUCAUACUACGAAAAAUAACAAUGACUGAGGGACUUGCAUACAACAUCACUAGAGAGUUAAUUUUUAACAGGAAUGUCAUGUGUAUACAUUAUAAUCAUGCUAAAUUAAUCCGCAGAUAAUAAAAUCCCCGUAAGGUAUUAUUGUUA
Rhagoletis pomonella (apple maggot) is the source of this 1505-nucleotide messenger RNA. RefSeq names its product BTB/POZ domain-containing protein KCTD9. The record is from RefSeq and is a predicted model, not a curated record. NCBI's taxonomy places the organism in Eukaryota, Metazoa, Arthropoda, Insecta, Diptera, Tephritidae. Gene Ontology annotation, biological process: protein homooligomerization. The transcript has 2 exons. Gene Ontology annotation, molecular function: protein binding. Bases 120 to 1160 code for a protein of 346 amino acids.